GCGUGUUGAGUCCUGCCCUGCGCGCUGUUCUCACACCACACUCACAUGUCGCUGUGAUCGGCUGAGCCCGUCCUGUCCUCCACUCCUCUCUCUGUGGGAUCAUUUCUGCUGCUGCUGAAGUCUCUCUGGAUAUUUACACGUCUCUACAGGCUGGCUCUCAUCGCCUCCUAGUGUGCAGCCCGGGUAUUGAAACAAUGUGAUUUUGGGGGGGUGGAAAAGACUCCAACCACAGGAAAUCCUAUUUGAUAGCAUCAAAAGAAACAGCAGCUGACUGCCUCUGUCUUCUCAAGUUUUCAAUACAGAGAAAGAAUGCACAGUCUGAGGACUUUAUGACACUUUGUCUGUGGAUCUAAUCUUUAAAUCAAACAACAGAAAGAAAAGAAAACCCCAAAUAUGGCCACAGAGUCUUUUCAUGCUGCCUAUGCUGCUGUAGCUCCGUCCACCAUCCCCAUGACCCCCUCCACAAGGAACCUGCUGAGGAUGUUUCGUGAGUACCAGAGUAACGCUGUGAUCUUGCAGCACUACAACUUCACAGGCAAACUGCAGGAGAACAAGUACAAAGAAGGACUCAAACCAGAGGCCAUUGCCUUUCUGCUGGUGUGUGUGCUCAUAGUCGUAGAAAACGCUGUGGUGCUUCUGGCGAUCUGGAAGAACAAGAAGUUCCACCUGCCCAUGUACUACCUCCUGGGCAACCUGACUCUCUCCGACCUGCUCGCAGGCUUCACCUACAUGGUGAACAUCAUAACAUCCGGCGCCAACACUUUAAGCAUGACCCCGGUGCUGUGGUUCCUGAGGGAGGGGGGCGUGUUCAUCAUGCUGGCCGCCUCCGUCAUCAGCCUGCUGGCCAUCGCCAUAGAGCGUCACGUUACCAUGGUGAGGAUGAAGCCGUACCAGGGGGACAAACAGGGGCGGAUGUUCGCUCUGAUCGGCGCCAGCUGGGUGCUGUCGGUGUUCCUGGGCGUCCUGCCGGUCCUGGGCUGGAACUGUAUGGGCCAGCUGGACCAGUGCUCCACGGUCCUGCCGCUGUACGCCAAGAGCUACAUCCUCUUCUGCAUCACCAUCUUCAGCGCCAUCCUCAUGUCCAUCGUGGUGCUGUACGUCCGCAUCUUCCGCAUCGUCAAGUCCAACACCCAGCGCCUUGCUUCGGUUCCGCAGCGCAAAGGCCUCUACAGGAAGUCCCAGAAGUACAUGGCCCUGCUGAAGACGGUCACCAUUGUCCUGGGAGUCUUCAUCAUGUGCUGGCUGCCGCUCUUCAUCCUCCUCCUGCUGGACUUCUGCUGUCCGGCCAAACAGUGUGGCGUGCUCUUUAAGGCGGACUAUUUCCUGGGCAUCGCCAUGUUCAACUCCCUCCUCAACCCCAUCAUCUACACGCUGACCAGCAAGGACAUGAGGAAGGCCAUCCUCCGGCUGCUCUGCCGACACUGCCUCCUGACUAAGGACGGGCAGGUGAAGAAGAUCGGCAUGGCCUUCCUGGAGUGCAGCACCAGCAAGGCGGACGCAGCCUCUCACAGACUGGAGGGAGUGGAGACGACCGUGUCCUCCGGUAACUUUACACCCUCUCCCAUCAAAGCCAUUUACCCCAGGAUGUCUAAAACAUGACCGCUUAACUGAGAGCAAGGACUCGGACAAAAGACUUGGCUGCUUGUCUCUAAUCUGAGCUGCACCUGAGCUCCAGGUGAGUUAACAGUGCACGACAGGAGCUGAAGGUUUGUGUUGCACUCUGCCAGGCGUGAACGGAAUAAACUGGACGUUUAAAUUGGGAGAAAGACAUUAACCUUGAGAGUUUUCUCAUCACAAAAAGCAGAAAUGUCAGAGCCUCAAAAGUAGGCGUCAGUUUCCUGUGGAAAAAAAAAAUUACAUUUAUUUCUAAGACACUGAAAACAGGGCCAGUAUUAAAAAAUAUCAUUUCAUUCUAUCAGUUUUCCACAUGAAAUGAAAUCAAAGACUAUGCAGACAUGAAUGCAGCUAAUUACGCUGUACAUCUGAUAAACUGGGCCCGAAGCCCGAGCAUGAGGGUUUGUCCUUAUCUCCUCUCCCUGUGUAGCACAUAAUGACAUGUUGUUACAAACACGGAGCAUCCACACCCAAAACCUGCUGCCAAACCCAUGUAAUUUCUGCCAUGUGAGUUUUGGUCAGCAGCAGUGCAGGGUAGAGGUCCCCUCGGCCGAGAUCAGAGGCUCAGUGGCCUGGAGACGCACUGAGGACGUCAUACGGAGGGCUGCGCAGAGCGGUUUGCAGCUCUGGAGGUCCCCUCACAACACAUGUAGCGACACAUGAUGAAUGACUUAAAGCAAUAAAGCAGACAGUGGAGGUUUGUUGACGCCUUCUUGGUCUGACGGCGAGUAUCACAGUGAUGUGCUGUAGGUCCUGCACAAACAUUUCAAGUGGAAACAGACAACUUUUAAACUUUUCCCCUCUCAUAUUUCAAAGUGGUAUUAAUUUCAGUUUCAGUGUGCUUUAUUGGCGCCAUUGUCAGGUGAACAAUACUGCCAGAGUGUCCAGGAUAACAUUAUCGUUGGCGCAGCUGUUGCAAAAACAACAGGAUUGCUUUUCGUUUCUCCUCAGAGCCUACCAUCUACCAAAGAGUUUCCAUGGUUAUUUCUGUGGUUCCCAUGGAUGUAUAAAGAGAACUGGAGAACUGUCGCUCCAGUGUCUGAUUUCGUGACAUUCAACACAACAGCGUCGGCCUCUAGUGAGACAUACAACAUACACAUUGACAGUGCUUUCUAAAUAACAAUAAUAAUAAUAAUAAUAAUAGCAUUAACAUGUCGGUAUGGAGCUCCCAGAUCUCAUUGUUUUCCCAAAUUGGGGACAUUUUUGGCGGCUGUUAUUCUUUCAGUUAGCUGCUAACAGCUCCUUUAAAAACUCCUGCAAUGGGUAGCACACAUAACAUGUCGUCAAAAGUCACAUCUGUGCCGCCCAUGAACCCAUCAGACAUCAAUUCGGCUCUGUAACCACCUUCGUUACUAGCGAGACAACUCUGUCCCCCUAUUCCGCGAUUGUACCUUUCAUACAGAACGACGACGCGGCAUAGCGGUGUGAAAUUCUCGCCUUGAAGAGGCAGUGUAAAAAAGGCUUCUGAAAGUUACUCAGUGGUGCCGGAAGCCAAAAAAGUUUGACUAAAAUUAUUCGGAUCUUCCAUAUCGUUGGGCCCAUAGAGCAAACGCACCUGAGACUUCUACGGACUGAGCUAGCCACUUCGCCUUUAGCGCUUUCAGGGUUCCUACGGCUUAAGGCAAAACUUUUUGAGACUUUAAUGAAUUAAAUUUAAGACCAAUUCUUUACAAUGACCUAAAGUGAAAAAAAAUACGAAGUGAAAUUAGUUAUGAAGGGCGAGAAACAUUUUUAUAUAAAACGUUUAGUGUGACAUAAAACAUUACUUUUUGGGAAACACCUUCCAUUACUACUUGGACUCUUGAGUAAUUUACAGAAUGCACGUGGAGCCAAGAAAGUUCAACUUCCAUGUCGCAUUUUUAAGACUAUUGAAAGAUUGAUUUAAGAUGUUUUAAUACCAAUCAAGGCCUUUUUGUUAGAUUAGUGAAUCUGCAGGAACCCUGCUUCCGCUGACUUGAAUGUGGCUAACUGAUUUAAUCGUGUGACUCAUCUAGACUUAAGAAAUGUUAUCAGACUGAAUGGAUCAAACCCUGAUCAUGAAACGAGUCAUUUAACCGGGGUUGUGACUCUCAGAAAUACGUACCCACUGAUUUACAGGCGUCUCUCUCACAAUGUAGACCAAUGGGAAAGUCUUUUGGGCCCAUGGCAUCAUGGGGCAGACCCACAGGUUGUAACUCCACAGUUUGGUCACUAUGUCAAAUUGGCUUCAAAGCCCGGUGCUGUUUCUGGGGUUUGGUUGCGCCACUGUCCACCAUUUCCUCUCUAGGGGAUGGUGACUGCAGAGAACUUAUAUUAAUACUCUUUUGGUAACUUGGGAAAGCUCCUGGGAAAAACAAAUGUUUUGUCCUCCUCCUGUUGUGGUUGCACGAUGGUUGACGCACUUCCUUUAUGCCGAAACUCAAGCCCUCAGAUCGAAUCUGGUGGCACACAGGAAGUGAAUGCGAAGCUUAUAGGGGAUCAACCUAAACACAGAUGGCGUCAUUAUUCUACAGCCGUUAUCUGUGCAAUCGACAUUUAAUUCAUAAGUUAAAGCAAAAAAAAAAACUCUUUCUAGUUGGAGAAAGUUUCCCAUGAAAUGAUAUGAAUCUGUUUUUCCGGUGAAAGAGCUCAGAUAUCA
This is a messenger RNA of Epinephelus fuscoguttatus (brown-marbled grouper), 4231 nucleotides long. It is a transcript of the gene s1pr5a, whose product is annotated as sphingosine-1-phosphate receptor 5a. NCBI's taxonomy places the organism in Eukaryota, Metazoa, Chordata, Actinopteri, Perciformes, Serranidae. Gene Ontology annotation, biological process: G protein-coupled receptor signaling pathway. The record is from RefSeq and is a predicted model, not a curated record. Bases 394 to 1599 code for a protein of 401 amino acids. Gene Ontology annotation, molecular function: sphingosine-1-phosphate receptor activity. Gene Ontology annotation, cellular component: membrane. The transcript is spliced from 2 exons.